ACCUAGCAGUUCAUGUAGCUAGCAAGUGGUUUGUUCUUAGGGUAGCAGAGGAGGAAAUCGCUCCCCUUCUGAUAAGGCAACGGUGAAGAGAGGACGCAUGCUGUUUCUUGGGGAUUCAGCUGAUUUCCAGAUAUGACCAUGUAUUUGUGGUUUAAACUUUUGGCAUUUGGCUUUGCCGUCCUGGAUACAGAUAUAUUUGUUACAGGGCAAAUUGUGACUACUUCUGCUGGUCUCGUCUCUGUAGCCACCGCAGCAUCCACACAGAGCCCUGCAGCAAGCACUCUCCCGCCAAGCACAGCAAUAGUUCCUACCACAGCCUCAACUCCAUGCGUUGAAAAAUAUGGUGAUGUCUCUGUGACAUACACAUAUGACAAGAACAGUACAUUAUUUAGAGCAAAACUAAAUCUUCCUGCUACCGCGACAUGUAAUUCUGUGAAAUGUGAAGACUUGGAAAAUCUAAGAGAAUGUUCACAUCCUAGUAUUGAAAUAGCUGAUGAUUCAUGUCAUCCACCUUCAGUUUUCCAAUUAGAUGUACCACCAGAAUAUGAAAAGUUUCAGUUAAUUGACUGUACACCAAAAGAAGUAGCAGAUACUUCAAUUCAUUUAUGUUGGGAAAAGGAGCAUUUUAAUUGUACUGAAAAUUUUAGAUAUGAAUUUCAAUGUGGUAAUUUCCAAUUUUAUAACCAAUCAAUUGAAUUAAAAGGCCUUCUUCCCAAAACAAAGUAUAACUGUAGUUCACAAGUGUCCUAUAAAGGCCAGAGCUACAGAAAUGAAAUUAUAUAUGUCGAAACAGAUUGGGGAGCUCCAGGAGAGCCUCAGGUUACUUGUAAAGGUACAAAUAUUACAGGAGAAAUUGUCUGGCUUCCCCCAGAUAAAUCAAAUGUAUCUGGAUUUUAUCUUUCUUAUUUGGAAACAUCAGGAAAAGAAAAAGACAAAUUUAUCAAUCUGAAUGCGAACGUGACCAAAUAUAAUUUGGAACUUUUGGACCCUUAUACAAACUAUCAUGUAUCAUUAUUUGCCUAUGUCACAGCAAAAGUGCAGCGUAACGGAAGUGCUGCGACCUGUGAAUUUCAGACAAAGCCUGGACGUCCAAGCCGGGUUCAGUCACUGCAAGUAUUUCAGACUGCAGAUAAUAGUGUGGUUGUCAGUUGUAACAAACCUGAUAAGAUUAAUGGCCCUGGUGUGAGUUAUGAGUUGGAAGUCAGAGUUAAAAAUGAUCUGACUAGAAAUGUCUCCAAUAAGACCUGCACAUUUACUUUAUCAGGUCUUUGGUAUUCAACAGACUAUGAGUUUUGGGUAUAUCCCGUCAAUGCUUUUUAUAAGGGAGAGCCAGCUAGAAUACCUCACCGAACAUCUUAUAAUUCCAAAGUACUGAUUGCAUUUCUGGUAUUUCUGAUUAUUGUGACAUCGAUAGCUCUGCUUGUUGUUCUCUAUAAAAUAUAUGAUCUGCACAAGAAGAGAUCCAGCAACUUAGAUGAAGAACAGGAACUUGUUGUAAAAGAUGAUGAAAAACAACUGAUGACUGUGGAGCCAAUUCAGGCGGAUGUUCUGUUGGAAACAUAUAAGAGAAAAAUUGCUGAUGAAGGUCGACUUUUUCUGGCUGAAUUUCAGAGCAUCCCACGUGUGUUCAGUAAGUUUUCUAUCAAGGAUGCUCGAAAGCCUUUUAACCAAAAUAAAAACCGAUAUGUUGACAUCCUUCCCUAUGACUAUAACCGUGUUGAACUCUCUGAAAUAAAUGGAGAUGCAGGGUCCACCUAUAUAAAUGCCAGCUAUAUUGACGGUUUCAAAGAACCCAGGAAAUACAUUGCUGCUCAAGGACCCAGGGAUGAAACUGUUGAUGAUUUCUGGAGGAUGAUCUGGGAACAGAAAGCUACAGUAAUUGUCAUGGUUACUAGGUGCGAGGAAGGAAACAGGAAUAAAUGUGCAGAAUACUGGCCCUCAAUGGAAGAAGGCACUCGGACUUUUGGAGAUGUUGUUGUAAAGAUCAAUGAGCAUAAGAGAUGCCCAGAUUAUAUCAUCCAGAAAAUGAACAUUACAAACAAAAAAGAAAAAGGAACUGGAAGAGAGGUGACUCACAUUCAGUUUACAAGCUGGCCGGACCACGGGGUACCCGAAGAACCUCACCUGCUGCUCAAACUGAGAAGGAGAGUGAACGCUUUCAGCAACUUCUUCAGUGGCCCCAUCGUAGUACACUGCAGCGCUGGUGUCGGACGCACGGGCACCUACAUUGGAAUCGACGCCAUGCUGGAAGGCUUGGAAGCAGAGGGCAAGGUGGAUGUUUACGGUUAUGUUGUCAAGCUCCGGCGACAGAGAUGCCUCAUGGUGCAAGUGGAGGCACAGUAUAUCCUGAUGCAUCAGGCUUUAGUGGAAUACAACCAGUUUGGAGAAACAGAAGUAAAUUUGGCUGACUUACAUUCACAUUCAUAUCUACAUAACAUGAAGAAAAGAGACCCACCCAGUGAGCCAUCUCCACUGGAGGCUGAAUUCCAGAGACUUCCUUCAUAUAGAAGCUGGAGAACACAGCAUAUUGGACAUAAAGAGGAAAAUAAAACGAAAAACAGAAAUUCUAAUGUUAUUCCAUAUGAUUUUAACAGAGUGGCACUUAAACAUGAAUUGGAACUGAGCAAAGAGAGCGAGCAUGAUUCAGAUGAAUCAUCUGAUGAUGACAGUGAUUCUGAGGAAACAAGCAAAUACAUCAAUGCAUCUUUUGUAAUGAAUUACUGGAAACCGGAAAUGAUGAUUGCUGCUCAAGGACCACUGAAAGAGACCAUUGUUGACUUCUGGCAGAUGAUAUUCCAAAGAAAAGUCAAGGUUAUUGUUAUGUUGACAGAGCUGAAGCAUGGAGACCAGGAAAUCUGUGCUCAGUACUGGGGAGAGGGAAAGCAAACAUAUGGAGAUUUAGAAGUUCACAUCAAAGACACAAAUAUAUCUUCAAUGUACACAGCCCGUGAAUUUGAACUGAGACAUUCCAAGAGGAAAGACACUCGAACUGUGUACCAGUACCAAUAUACUAACUGGAAUGUGGACCAGCUGCCUGCAGAAACCAAAGAAUUAGUCUCAAUGAUUCAAGCCCUAAAACAGAAACUUCCCAAGAAGACUUUCACUGAAGGGAAUAAGUAUCACAACAGUGUGCCUAUCCUAGUUCACUGCAGAGAUGGAUCUGAGAAAACAGGGGUCUUUUGUGCUUUGCUGAAUCUCAUGAAAAGUGCAGAAACAGAAGAAGUAGUAGAUGUUUUUCAAGUAGUGAAAUCUCUACGCAAAGCUAGGCCAGGCAUGAUUUCCACAUAUGAGCAAUAUGAAUUCCUCUAUGACAUUAUUGCCAGCACCUACCCUGCCCAGAAUGGACAAGUAAAGAAAAACAGCAAUCAAGAAGAUAAAAUUGAAUUUGAUAAUGAAGUGGACAAAGCAAAGCAAGAUGCUAACUGUAUCAGUUCAACCGGUGCCUCAGAUCAGACCCAGGAAGGAGUCGAAGAGGCAGAAGGAUGUAAAUAUACAAGCAGUUCAGAGAGGCCAGAACAUUCUCCCAAUGGCCCUGCAAGUCCAGCUUCAGCUGAGAGUUCAUAGGAAAAGGGAGUGACUCCAACCCUCAUAUUAGCUGUGAUUUCUAUUCUCUAGAAGGGGAAAUAGUUGACUUGGGGUAAUGAAGUGCUCUGGUUGAACAUAUGGGGAAGUUCCUGUUUGACUACUGUGGGAAAUAUUUAAGAUAGUUUUGGUGAAAUGUUUUGUAUAGUUUCAUGCUUCUCUUAAAAUCUCUAUCAUUCCACAAAAACAACUCUGUAGUCUUCUUUGCAUGUGUAUGCUUGGUGUGGAGGUGCCCUUGAUAGGAACAGGGAGUGUGCUUUCAGGUGAACCUAAAUACUCUUGAGAAACUUUGCCUUCUCCCAUUUCUGACAGAAAGCUCAUAUUUCAUACUGUACCGUUAACUUUGAUGGAAGGUUCUGUUUUUCAUCAUCACAAACCCAGAGCGUCUGCUUAAGAAUAACAUGUAUAUUUGGAGGCUGACCUCGAGACUUCCUCCUAGUCCUGCUCAUAUACAUCGGUUACUAUUUUACUUCUAGAGGUAAUAUAUAAAUGUGGUAUGUGUGUGUAUAGCUACUACAAGAAAGUUAAGUAAAUUAACAGUUGGAAAGCUUAUGCAGAACAGUACAUAUGGCAUUGCCAAUUUUUUGUUUUAAAAAGUGUAUUAAUGUAUAGAGAUAACAAGAAAUUAUCUAGAAUGUUCACUUAAUUGUUUUGAUCUGUCUCUGGUAGUAACAUGAUGAGGAUAUAUUUCUUUGAUAGUUUUUUAUUUGUGCUAUUAUAAAAUGGUUCUGAGCAAAAGAAAUUAAGAAUUGCUAUAAGUGUGUGAGGUGAUGGAUAUGUUAAUUUGCUUGAUUGUAGUAAUCAUUUCACAGCAUACAUGUAUCUCAAAACAGGAUGUUGUACACCUUCAAUAUAUAUGAUUUUAUUUGUCAAUUACAUUCAAUAAAAAGUGAGUUAAAUUGUAAAAAAAUAAGAGCAUGCAACUGUGUUUGUGUGAGAUAUUUAUAUAAGGAACUUAAGAUAUUUUGUGGAGUUUAAACGGUGAUAUGAAAAAUACCUUACUAUAUGUGCUUAUUUCCCAUUAUUAAAGUCCAUCUUUGAUUUUCA
Messenger RNA from Heterocephalus glaber (naked mole-rat), 4629 nucleotides. RefSeq names its product protein tyrosine phosphatase receptor type C (gene Ptprc). Gene Ontology annotation, biological process: negative regulation of protein kinase activity; protein dephosphorylation; positive regulation of peptidyl-tyrosine phosphorylation. The record is from RefSeq and is a predicted model, not a curated record. Gene Ontology annotation, molecular function: protein tyrosine phosphatase activity; protein binding. Lineage: Eukaryota; Metazoa; Chordata; Mammalia; Rodentia; Bathyergidae.